Messenger RNA from Neomonachus schauinslandi (Hawaiian monk seal), 2515 nucleotides. It is a transcript of the gene ACAD10, whose product is annotated as acyl-CoA dehydrogenase family member 10. The record is from RefSeq and is a predicted model, not a curated record. The transcript is spliced from 13 exons. Lineage: Eukaryota; Metazoa; Chordata; Mammalia; Carnivora; Phocidae. Bases 94 to 1983 code for a protein of 629 amino acids.
CCCGGACGGAAAUCUUGAGGAGUCGGGGAGGAGGAAGCUUACGGAGAUUGCAGGCGCCGGGUGCCCUCUUAGGCCGAUCGUGUUGGCCUCAACAUGUGCAUAAGGCAGCUUUUCCAGUCCUCACAUCUCCAAUGUGCUUGGAGAGUAGCCUUCCUGAAACACAUCCAGGGCAGGCACCAGCCAGCCAGGCGAUGGGCACAUUCUGGAGGCAGCACCUACAGAGCGGUGAUUUUUGACAUGGGUGGAGUUCUCAUUCCUUCUCCAGGGAGAGUGGCCGCAGAAUGGGAGCUACAAAAUCAUAUCCCUCCUGGAACUAUACGGAAGGCCUGGAUCUUAGGUGGCGAAAAUGGGCCCUGGAUGAAACUUACGAGGGGAGAGAUAACAACAGAGGAUUUCUUGCAAGAAUUUGGGAGACUUUGCUCUGACAUUGCGAAGACUUCUGUACCUGUGGCCUCCUUUUUCUCUCUGCUGACCAGUGAGCAAGCGGCACAGCAGUUCCCAGUGAUGACCGAGGCCAUAACUCAAAUUCGGGCAAAAGGCCUUCGGACUGCAGUCUUGAGCAAUAAUUUUUAUCUCGCCAACGGGAAAAGCUUUUUGCCCCUGGACUGGAAACAGUUUGAUGUGGUCGUGGAAUCCUGCCUAGAAGGUCUCUGUAAGCCAGACCCCAGGAUCUACAAGCUGUGCUUGGAGCGGCUCGGCCUGCAGCCUUCUGAGUCCAUUUUUCUGGACGAUCUUGAACUGAAUAUAAAAGCAGCCGCCAGCCUUGGCAUUCACACCAUUCAGGUUGAUGACCCAGAGACUGCCGUAAAGGAAUUAGAAACCCUUUUGGGCUUUACAUUGAGAAUGGUUAUUCCAAACACUAGCUCUGUGAGAAAGACAGUGGAGAUUCCACGAGAUUCCUUGGAGAAGUACCUCAAAGACUUACUGGGGACCCAAAGCACAGGCCCAUUGGAACUCCUCCAGUUUGAUCAUGGGCAGUCCAAUCCAACCUACUACAUCAGGCUCAGCAACCAGCAGCUGGUUCUGAGGAGGAAACCCCCGGGGACACUCGUUCCAUCCAGCCAUGCAGUGGAGAGGGAGUUCAGGAUAAUGAAAGCCCUUGCCAAUGCUGGAGUGCCUGUCCCCAAAGUUCUUGGCCUCUGUGAAGAUUCAGGGGUCAUUGGCACUCCCUUCUAUGUGAUGGAAUACUGCCCAGGCCUCAUCUACAGAGACCCCUUUCUGCCAGGCUUGGAGCCCAGCCAGAGGCGGGCCAUAUACACUGCCAUGAACAGAGUCUUGUGCAAAAUUCACAGUGUGGACCUCAAGGCUGCAGGCCUAGAAGACUAUGGGAAACACGGGGACUAUAUUCCACGGCAGGUGCAAACCUGGAUUCAGCAGUAUCGAGCCUCAGAAACCAGCACCAUCCCCGCGAUGGAGAGGCUUAUCCAGUGGCUGCCCCACCAUCUUCCCAGGCGACAGAAUACGACGGUGGUGCAUGGGGACUUCAGGUUGGACAACCUGCUGUUCCAUCCAGAGAAGGCUGAGGUACUUGCUGUCCUUGACUGGGAGCUCUCUACCUUAGGUGACCCCCUUGCGGACGUGGCCUUCAGCUGCCUGGCUCACUACCUGCCAUCCAGUGUUCCCAGUUCCCUGCUGCGAGGUUUGCGUGACUGUGAUUUCACUCAGCUGGGCAUCCCUACCGCAGAGGAGUAUUUCAGGAUGUACUGCCAUCACUCGGAGAUCCCUCCCCCUGAGGACUGGAACUUUUACAUGGCUUUCUCCUUUUUCCGCAUGGCUGCAACCCUGCAAGGAGUCUACAAGCGCUCGCUCCCAGGGCAAGCAAGCUUGGCAGCCCCCGAACAAAAUGAAAAGCUGACUGAAUAUAUGUCUAACCUGGCCUGGGAUUUUGCGGUCAAAGAAGGGUUCCGGGUUUUCAAAGAGAUGCCAGCCACAAAACCACUAGUGAGGUCCUGCCACACUCAGCCUGGUCACAGCCCCUGCUGAGCACCCCCGGCGCGAGCAGCUACAUCGUCUUCGCAGACUCUUCCCCAGCUCAGGCCUCAAAGGGAGCUCUGGUUAUCUGUCCAGAGGGCCUUUCCCCACCACUCAGGGGGCUGUAUCUGUGACUGCAGCACCCCUCUGAGUCAGAGCUCUGGACUCACCAAGCCUCAGUGGGGGACGCACCCCUUCCCUGCCGAUGGAACACCUCAACGGAGAGUUGGUAAGAUGUCAUCGACACGGCAGAACCUCAGCUCACUGACUGGACACAUCUGUUCCCCUUGGAGGCAGGGAAGAGAUGGGAGGGCCGAGGUGAAUUAUCUUUGCUUUCCAUCACUGUCGGGAAGAGCCAGCUCUAAGAUGCCUCAGUUUUCACUUCAUGGCUCUUUCUGUGAGACCGCGUCCUUGCCGGGUAACUCAGCCCUGGCCGAGGACCUGCCACGUCUGUGGUUUGUGCCCCUGGAACACCUGGGCUCGUUAUUUUAUGCAUAUUUGUAUUAUGUAAAUUUGAAGCGGGCGCCUGGGUGGCUCAGUUGGU